Drosophila arizonae is the source of this 452-nucleotide messenger RNA. RefSeq lists its product as uncharacterized. NCBI's taxonomy places the organism in Eukaryota, Metazoa, Arthropoda, Insecta, Diptera, Drosophilidae. The record is from RefSeq and is a predicted model, not a curated record.
GCGAUGCUCAGUGUCAGAUCUGUUGCCUUAUAAAGCGAAAGUUCCCACUGUCGAGUCGCAGCUGAGCUGGAACUUGAAGAUGCGCAAACUGGAAAUGUGCUGGAUUCCAAUUGGAAUAUGCCUAAUGCUGGCGGGUGAGCUGCAAGGCUUCAGCACGCAGUACAGGGGCAAUACAAAGCAUCCAACUCUACCUGAUCACUGCUUCUAUGCGGAGCUCAAGUUGGCUGUGCCCCGCAAUGGAACCGUCUAUCCCGUCGAUCAAUUUGACUUUUGCGCCAAGGUCUAUUGCCGGGAGGACUAUGUGCUCAUUAUCAAGCACUGCGAUCGCAUGCAAUUGGCGGAUGGCUGUUAUUUCACGCCCAACGACUAUACGAAGCCUUAUCCGGAUUGCUGUGCCAUGCGCAUCUGUCCAAGCAAAUGAUAUAUCCCAUAUCCAAUUAGAAUUCAUAUGU